Messenger RNA from Musca vetustissima, 654 nucleotides. RefSeq names its product shematrin-like protein 1. The record is from RefSeq and is a predicted model, not a curated record. Bases 1 to 654 code for a protein of 217 amino acids. NCBI's taxonomy places the organism in Eukaryota, Metazoa, Arthropoda, Insecta, Diptera, Muscidae. The transcript has a single exon.
AUGAAGUGCUUCGUCUGCGUUCUUGCCCUAAUCGCUUUGUUGACAAAACCGACACAGGCAACUUUCGGCAAGUUGGGUCUGCUUGUUGGUGGUGGAGGCGGUACUAGCUAUGGCAGUGGCUAUAGUUAUGGCGGCGGCUAUGGUGGUGGUUAUGGCGCCAACUAUGGAUAUGGCGAAAAUAAUGUCAAAGUAGUUAAGGUGACAGUUGUUCCCAGCACCAGAAGCAGUUAUGCCAGAUCCUAUGCUGGUGGUUCGUAUGGCGUUGGUUCAUAUGGUUAUGGUGGUGGAUAUGCUGUACCGGCCGUAUCUACAAUUGCAGCUCCUGUUAGCACGGUCACAACACCAGUUAUUACUGCAGUUACUACACCCGUUGUGACCCCGGCAAUUGGAACAACGUACGGUGUUGGGUCAUAUGGUGCUGGAUCUUAUGGUGUAGGUGUAUAUGGUGCUGGAUCUUAUGGUGUUGGCUCAUAUGGUGUUGCGCCCUAUGGUUCAUACGCUGGUGCUGGAUCUUUUGCCGGUGGAUAUUAUGGCGGUUCAGCUUCUUAUGGCCACAGUAUUCCAGCAACAUAUGGUUUCGGUGCAGGUUAUGGUUACGGUGGUGGUUUUGGUUUAGGUUUUGGACCAACUGUCGGUUAUCCUGAUUGUUUCUAA